AGAAAUAAAAAUAAUGAAAUGAAAAAGAACCUCCUUCCCGCCAUUCAGAAACUUUCCAAAACUCGAAAAGCCAGAAGUGCUGCCACGAUGCCCUCGAUCCGGAGUCACGGCACAAGCAACCUCGACUGUGCUUUAACAUGCUCAGUUUGCUUCGAGUCCUUUGGCGAGGGCGAGAGAAAGCCCUUGAUGCUGCCGAGUUGUGGACACACUUUCUGCAAGCAAUGUGUGCGUGGAAUUAUUGCGAGUGAGAAGAAGGGGCAGUUCCAGUGCCCAACCUGCCGGCGCUGUCAACCCGUUUCGUCCUUAGAUGAUCUACCUGUCAAUUAUUCCCUCCUGGAGGUGGCCAGCCUGUCUCCCUCAACGCCUCCGGAAGAAGGCUCUAGGGAAAAGACCCUGAAGGAGGAGGAGAGGUGCCCCGACCAUGGCUCCCGCUUGGCCUUCUGGUGCUCGAGCUGCGAGAGUGCCACGUGUGGGGAGUGCCUCUUCGAGAGCCACCCGCGCCCCGAUCACGAUGUCCUGAAACUGGAGGAUCACUUCAAGAAGCUAUGGGAAGUGGCGCAGCAGAGGUCGAACCGCCUCGUGCGCCAGAUGUCCCACGUGUCCAAGGAGAACGUGUCGAUGCUGAAGGGCGCCCUCGUCGACUUCGCCGAGCUCCUGCGGCAGAGGCGCGAGAUCGACAGCAUCCACCACGCCCGUAGAUGAAACUCACGCCACGCCCACGGAGGAGAUGACUGCUUCCACGCCCGCAGACGAGACUUCACCCGAGGAUACAUCCGAUACGCCCGAGACCUGCUCUACGCCCAUGGAGGAACAGCCCAUCACGCCCACGACGACCACACCCAUUACACCCGCAGUAGAGGCGCCCACGCCACCCACGAGGACCACCACCACGCCCACACCUCCGCCCGCGAAACCAACGAAACCCCCCCUCUCUCGCAAACCCGCUCUACCCUUCCGGCCGCCCACGAUUACGCCCAGACCGACGAGCUUAUACGGACUCGAAAUCACUCUUCCUGGCUCCUCACCCCCGCCCAUCCUCGCCUCGCCUCUGACCUCAAAAACCACGCCCACCACCUCCACCACGCCCACCGUUGACGCGAGCACGCAGACGCUUCCCGAAGACACGGGUUUGAGGACCCGAGCGAGGACCCGAGACAGCCUACCCGCGUCUGGGACUCUGCUGAGACCCCCCAGGACCCUCUCGUCGACCCCCCCUUGGUCUAGCCUCCUCUGCGGCAUCUACAACUCCAACUGGACCACCGGCAGGAUAUCUAUCGAGCCGAAAGGACUCCAUGUCUACUCGCUGCAUCCUUUGAAAGAGAAGUGUGCUAUCCCUGAUCGAGGCUCUAGCACCCUUAGAAUCACCCUCAAUCUUCUUGGACCUGAGAGAUGGAACGUCUCCCUUGGGUCGCCUUUAUAUCACGUUGCAG
Molecule: messenger RNA, 1430 nt
Organism: Penaeus monodon (black tiger shrimp)
Lineage: Eukaryota; Metazoa; Arthropoda; Malacostraca; Decapoda; Penaeidae
Product: tripartite motif-containing protein 55-like
Molecular function (GO): zinc ion binding
Source: RefSeq, a predicted model, not a curated record